CACAGAUGCCAUGUUUGUGCUCAGGUGUGAUGGAGACUCGGGGCAUUUAGCCGUUUUUAGUGAAAGUCAUGAGAAGUGAAGCGCUAUGGAGAGUGACGUGUGCUGUUUAAGAGACAUAGACGACGUGACGUCAGACUCGCAGUGCCGCGGUGUGCAGAGUGAAAGGACCAAAACCUUGAUCGAAGAGAUCCGUGCUCUAAUCAAGAACCACGAUGCGGAGUAUUGCUCCUUCUGGAGGCCGGUGCUUCCCUGGGGCGGCGUCUACACGAUCCGGGCCGGUCAGAAGGCCGUCUCUUGCAUACCCCUGUACGUCAAAAUCAGUCUGAAGAACACCUGCACCAUCGACGGCUUCCUCAUGCUCCUGUACGUCAUCCUGCGCGAUAACCAGACCUUCCGCCGGGAGGUGGGGCUGGUCUUAGGCAAGCGCUUUGUGGAGCACUUCCUCUAUCUGAUGGACUCCUACGAUUACACCACGGUCAAGAUUCUGUGGAUCUGGGACAGGAUGUCCAAGCGGCAGUACCGCUCCGAGAUCCAUCAGGCCGCUCUGGAGAUCGACCUGUUCGGCAACGAGCAUGAGAACUUUACUAAGAACCUGGAGAAUCUGAUGUCGACCAUUCAGGAGAGUUUCUGCACCAACUGGUGCUGUCCGUGUCGUUACCAGGAGCUCCUUCAGAACACCAUAAACAUCAACCCUCCACACGAGCUCCCAGAGAGGGAUCCCAUCCAGUCUGCAGUGGAUGAGUUCUUCUGUCCAAAGAUAGUCCUCUGUCAGGAAUAUGGGUGUAACGGCCUGAGAGAGUUCUCGCAGCGAGAGUUCUGCCACGGUGCUCCUCCCUUCAUCAUCCUUAACAUGCAGCUGUGGAAAUCCGAGGACCUUUCCUACGUUCCGUAUCAUUUGGCUGUGUCCGAUCACAGGUACUCUCUAGAGGGCGCCACUCUCUUCAACCGGGACGAACAUCACUACUCUGCGGCGUUCCGGAUCGACGGGUACUGGAUGCACUACGACGGGCUUCGGAGCGACACCUUAAUCUUAUUGAACAAACCUCCGGAGCUGCUGCUUCUGUCCUCCCUGGUUUACGUGCGGUCUCACGAGAAAUGACCCGCACAACACCCGGCUGAGACGGAAGCCGCACCCGAUACCACUUUUUUAUUCAAAUUGUUCUCGAAAGUCUUCAGUAUUAGGUGUGAGUGUUGGUAAGGGUGAGAAAGCUGUAGCCAGACUGCAGAGAGUGAAGUGUACGUCCGAGUGAGACUUCAUGCUCCUUCACCGUAGCGCGUUUGGAUUCUUUUGCUUUCCUUCUCAACUUUUCCACGUAGUUGCUUCUUUACCAUUGUCUCAUCGAUGUACACUCAGUCAGACGGUUACAUUUUAUAGUUUAUUGCGAACGUUUUUUGUAAACUUAAAAUAGUUUGUUAGUAUUUUUACUUUUACAUAAUUAUAGGGAUGAUAUGUUUUUUUGUUUUUUAAACGAAUGCUUUAUACUUUUAUAACUGAUGCUAGAAUUCGGCAACACCGAGUUAAACAGCUUCACCUUUUUUACGUUCUGCUUGGAAUCCAAGAAUUUUAUAAUAGACUGUAAUAGCCCUGGGCUGAUUAUGUAAAACAUUUCCUACACUUCUUUUAUUAUAUUUUUUAUUUUUUUGCUCAAAAAAAAGAAUCAUGUAUUUUCCUAAAGACGUCAUUAAAAACCAAAAUCCAGGAAAUCAGAAGCCACGUCUUUAAUCUAAGCGAUAAUGAUUUUUUUGGGAUAAUUGGUGUCUCAGAAAAGUGCCAAAUCACCUUCUCAGGAAACAUUUUUUUUCCCCUUGUUUUUUACAGAUCCAUGUACGAGGGGCGUUCAAGUCAAACCAGGACUUUUUAUAAUAGUACAGAAAAACAACACAUUUCUGAGAGUAAAAACUCUCUUAUUUCUCUAUAUAAUCCCCUGAUACACUAAUGCACUAAUAUCCAAGUGUUUCACUAGAGCUUGGACACCAUCAACUCGACCGCCUGCUUCACGUUACAGAAACUCAGCUGGAAGUUAUCGCCACAUGCCCCCGGCCUCCUAGGACCUCCUUUAAUGCAGUUUCCAAACACGUGGAAAUGUCUUGGAGCAAGGUCAGGAUUGUACGGGGGAUGUGGCGAUAACUCUCAGCCGAGUUCCUGUACCGUGCGAGUGGUGUUGGUGAACAAGUGUGUGUACAGUUCACACACACAGAUGUGUCUCUCGCUGAAUUUCGCAGGAACGAAUGUCAGUCACUUUUUAUCCGCCUUCAUUCACCAUAAAUUUCAUAACUGGUCCCGGUUUGACUUGAACGACCCCUUUCUUAAGUUACUUAACAUUCUUUCUUAUAUAUUAAUGAGUUCUUAUUAAAUACACGUGUGUUUGUGUGAACCUUAUGGUCAUAAAAUCUGAUUGUUGACAUUUUCACCUCACAGCUCACCCUGUACGCCUACGAGCUUGUCAUGUCCUUAAUUCUUAAAUUCUCAGUACAGAUUUGGUUUACACAGAGUUGACUAUAUUUAUAAUUCUUACCUAAAUAAUUUUGCACUUGCUUUCAUU
Clarias gariepinus (North African catfish) is the source of this 2543-nucleotide messenger RNA. RefSeq names its product chromosome 13 C14orf28 homolog (gene dorip1). The transcript has 5 exons. NCBI's taxonomy places the organism in Eukaryota, Metazoa, Chordata, Actinopteri, Siluriformes, Clariidae. The record is from RefSeq and is a predicted model, not a curated record. The coding region runs from base 86 to 1099 and encodes 337 amino acids.